Parnassius mnemosyne (clouded apollo) is the source of this 2346-nucleotide messenger RNA. The record is from the annotation of a GenBank genome assembly. NCBI's taxonomy places the organism in Eukaryota, Metazoa, Arthropoda, Insecta, Lepidoptera, Papilionidae.
AUGGCUGUGAAACUGUGUUGUUGUGUGAAACUGUCGCUUAACAAAAAAUCGAUUUUCGAUAUGAGUAUGAAGUAUCAAAUAUUAUAUUUGGUAAUAGUUGCAAGUUUUUUUGCAAUCGUUUCUGCAGCGGACACUGAAAUAUCCUGUGCUAAAGUGAAAACUUUCUUCGAAAAGAAAGGAGUGUUGUCGGAUGUUGAUAUACAAGAACAGCCAAGCUCAGACGCGGGAGGCCUGUGCAUAAAUAAAGGGUGUUGUGGCCCGCGGGCUAACACCGCCCUCACGGAGAGGGCACACCAGCAGCUGACUGACGCGUUGCGCAGUGAGCUCGGCAAGUUGGCCGACAUCCUCACAGUCAGAGCUAAGAAGUUUGAUGAAUUCUUUCGGAAACUCUUAAAAGUAUCACGGGAAGAGUUUCACAACAUGUUCAAGCGCACGUACGGAAUGAUCUACGAGCAGCACUCGUACGUGUUCGAGCAGUUGUUCGAGCAACUACAGAAUUACUACAGCCGCGGCGAUACCAACUUCGAUAAGAUGAUGGACGACUUCUUCGGUAUACUGUACGAGAAGAUGUUCACCGUCCUCAACUCGCAGUACAACUUUGACCAGAAGUACCUGCGUUGUCUGAACGAGCACAUGCGCGACAUCCAGCCGUUUGAAGACGUACCGCACAAGUUGUCGGUGCAACUGCGGCGCGCUUUCGUCGCGACGCGGACUUUCCAUAAAGCGUUGCGAGCGGGUGCCGACGUCGUGCGCAACAUGAUGCAGGUGGAACUGAGCCGUGAGUGCGCUACUGCGUGGGCUCGGCUUCGAUUCUGUGGCAGCUGUGGCGAGUUGCAGGCGCCGGCGUGCAGCCGCUACUGCCACAACGUGCUCCGAGGCUGCCUGCCCUCGCACGCAGACCUCGGGGAGCUGUGGGACGCUUAUGUUGAUUCGGUAGAAAAAGUGGCCGAUAGACUCCAAGGCCCUUUCAACAUAGCAAUGGUCGUUGAACCGAUAGACAUCAAGAUAUCGGAGGCGAUCAUGAGCUUCCAGGAGCAUAACCAGGAAAUUUCCCAGAAAAUUUUCGCCGGUUGCGGGAAACCGGACCUGGGCGGCGGCGGCAGUACCGGACCGUUCUUCGCUCCGGACCGAUCACGACGCUUCGUUCGGUCCAUACCGGACUUCGAUUGGAAUCAGAAAACCAACGACGUAGAUGACUUCGAAAUAGAGGCGUCUUUCGAGAGUUUGAUGAACAACGACCCGUCAUUACUCAGUCUCCAGACACCAGAGGAUAUCAGGAAGGCAACAGAGGAGAUGGCUGAGCAGGCUAAGUCGAGAGCCAAGUUCCUCCAGUAUAUGAAGGGACAUAUAGAUUUGGAGGAUUACGAGGAACAUGAGAGGAGAAAGAGAGACGCAGAGCCCGACGCCGCUGGUGGGGACAUUUAUAUGAAGCCAUACGACUUCGAUGGUAAACGCGGAUCUAAGAAAAAGAAACCUAUCGCCAGUAAAUCGGACGACGUUCAUGGAACGGGCGCGGGCGCGGAGUGGGGCAGCCCCGUGCUGGAGCGCCUCAUGCGCGAGACGCGCGCCCGCGUGCGCGCCUCGCGCCGCUACUGGGCGCAGCUGCCGGCCGCGCUCUGCGCGCCGCUCAGCGUCACCACCGCGCCCUGCUACAACGGCUCCGCGCUCGCCAGCUACACGAGCAGUACAGCAGGCGACGGGACAGCCGCAUUAGCUUCGAACCCGGAGGUGCGCAGUGCCGGUGCUAUCGCCGCUGGGCCAGUGGCAGCAGCUCGUGUGCAGAUCGAUGCUUUGCGCGCACUCACCGCAAGACUCAAGGACGCAUAUAACGGCGUAGAAGUCCAAUGGAAGGACGAAGACAAUUUCCAAGAGGCAGCUGCUUCCUCACUCGACUUCGUGGAGACCGCGGGUUCGGGUUCGGGCUCCGGCGACGAUACCGACGACACGGAGAACUUACCUGACGACGACGAGGAUAGAGAUGUUAAUCCAGACUACCCAGAAGGUUCGGGCGACAGUCGACCGACGGACGAGUUAACACCGGAAACGCCUACAGAAGCGCGACCGGUCCCGGUGACGGAGGAGCCGUUCGUGCCCAACAUCAUCAGCGGGCCCGGCACCAAUAACGUGAAUGUGCGCGGCCGGGUUGCGGAUUCCGGGAUUGAGGCCGUCGUUCCCGGCGGCGAGUCUGGCAGCGAGUCCGGCAAAGAGUCCGGCCGGACUUCGCCCCCGGUUCGGGAGUCCGUGCCCGGCUCGGCGGACCGGCCGUCGCUCGCCAAGGCGCUGUUCACCUACGCGUUGCCCGUCGUUUGCGCCUGGUUCGGCACCAUCGUCACCGAUUUGUUCUAG